Paramacrobiotus metropolitanus is the source of this 858-nucleotide messenger RNA. RefSeq lists its product as uncharacterized. NCBI's taxonomy places the organism in Eukaryota, Metazoa, Tardigrada, Eutardigrada, Parachela, Macrobiotidae. The record is from RefSeq and is a predicted model, not a curated record. The transcript is spliced from 2 exons. Bases 1 to 858 code for a protein of 285 amino acids.
AUGGGCCAGAAAUGCCUUAUGUGCUCGCACCCCGCUUUUUCCGACCGGGUGCUGGUGGCGGACUAUCUCCUUCAGUCGGUGUCGGCGCCGGUGGUGGACUAUCUCCUCCUGUCGGUGUCGGCGCCGGUGGUGGACUAUCUCCUCCCGUUGGUAUCGGCGCCGGUGGCGGAGUACCUUCUCCUCCAGUCGGUGUCGGCGCCGGUGGCGGACUAUCUCCUCCAGUCGGUGUCGGCGCUGGUGGUGGACUAUCUCCUCCCGUUGGUAUCGGCGCCGGUGGCGGAGUACCUUCUCCUCCAGUCGGUGUCGGCGCUGGUGGUGGACUAUCUCCUCCCGUUGGUAUCGGCGCCGGUGGCGGAGUACCUUCUCCUCCAGUCGGUGUCGGCGCCGGUGGCGGACUACCUCCUCCUCCAGUCGGUGUCGGCGCCGGUGGUGGACUAUCUCCUCCCGUUGGUAUCGGCGCCGGUGGCGGAGUACCUUCUCCUCCAGUCGGUGUCGGCGCCGGUGGCGGACUACCUCCUCCUCCAGUCGGUGUCGGCGCCGGUGGUGGACUAUCUCCUCCCGUUGGUAUCGGCGCCGGUGGCGGAGUACCUUCUCCUCCAGUCGGUGUCGGCGCCGGUGGCGGACUACCUCCUCCUCCAGUCGGUGUCGGCGCCGGUGGUGGACUAUCUCCUCCCGUUGGUAUCGGCGCCGGUGGUGGACUAUCUCCUCCUGUUGGUAUCGGCGCCGGUGGUGGACUACCUCCUCCUCCAGUCGGUGUCGGCGCCGGUGGCGGACUAUCUCCUCCAGUCGGUGUCGGCGCUGGUGGUGGACUAUCUCCUCCAGUCGGUGGUGGUGGUGGUACUGGUGCACUUCCUCUAG